Molecule: messenger RNA, 879 nt
Organism: Naegleria lovaniensis
Lineage: Eukaryota; Heterolobosea; Eutetramitea; Acrasida; Naegleriidae
Exons: 2
Coding region: 1-879 (292 amino acids)
Biological process (GO): mRNA catabolic process; negative regulation of translation
Cellular component (GO): P-body; CCR4-NOT complex; CCR4-NOT core complex
Source: RefSeq, a predicted model, not a curated record
AUGCUCGACCUCCAUCACCAAGGAUUCCCCCAACAAAAUCCAUCAAACGCAAAUUCUGAAGCGGAAUUGAUGCAAUACAUUGUAGAUUUACUCAAUCAUGGAAUGAGAGAGAACGCUCUAAUUGAAUUAUCAAAACGAAGAGACUCGUUUCCUCAUCUUGCUCCCGUGUUGUGGUUUUCAACAGGUGUUAUGUCUGUCUUGCUUCAGGAAAUUGUUUCAGUGUAUGAUCUUUUAGAUCCACCAACACUCACCUCUUCUGCUUCCAACAGAGUUUGUAACGCACUUGCGUUAUUGCAAUGUGUGGCCUCUCAUCCGGAAACACGACCCUAUUUUCUAAAUGCCCAUAUCCCAUUGUUCAUGUAUCCCUUCUUAAACACGGUUGCUAAAAGCAAGUCAUUCGAAUAUUUAAGAUUAACGUCUCUAGGUGUGAUAGGUGCACUGGUUAAAUCUGAUGAGGAUGAUGUCAUUAACUUCUUACUUCCAACUGAAAUUAUUCCUCUUUGUCUCCGUAUUAUGGAGAGUGGAACUGAGCUUUCGCAAACAGUAGCUACAUUUAUUAUCCAAAAGAUUCUGCAUUUUGAAAAAGGUUUGAAUUACAUUUGCGCCACCCCUGAGCGUUUUUAUGCUGUUUGUACAGUUUUCGGAAACAUGGUGAACGAUAAUCCAUCUUUUAGACUUUUAAAGCACAUUAUUAGAUGUUACUACAGAUUAUCAGAUCACACCAAAGCUAGAGAAGCGUUGACACAAUGUCUACCAAAAAGUCUUCGAGACAAAACGUUCCAACAGUUUUAUGACACUGAUGUUGUCUUAAAAAACACAAUACUAGGAAUUUUACAAAGAAUUGGUGACAUGGAAGGAUAUCAGAGAAUACUUAAUUGA